Molecule: messenger RNA, 1958 nt
Organism: Sesamum indicum (sesame)
Lineage: Eukaryota; Viridiplantae; Streptophyta; Magnoliopsida; Lamiales; Pedaliaceae
Product: acyl-coenzyme A thioesterase 2, chloroplastic
Biological process (GO): acyl-CoA metabolic process
Molecular function (GO): fatty acyl-CoA hydrolase activity
Source: RefSeq, a predicted model, not a curated record
GCGUGAAUUAUAAUAGAACAAGCCCGAGCUGCAGCCCCAUAGUCCUUCAAUGGCGCCUUGAAUUGAUUCGACGCACUUUCCACAACGUCAUCCAUCACCAUCAGUUCAUUUCCUUUGUGCUGAAGCCUGAAUGUCAUGAAACCUCCAAGAAAACCUGCUUCUAACCUCCUAUUCAAACCAACAACUUAUUCAAGAAAUCAUGAUAAAAAUCCAUCUUUGAUUUCUCAGUUCUCAACACCAGAAUCACAUAAAUUGCAGAGCCCACCUAUAAUCCACCUUUUCUCCUCCAAGAUUCUUCCAUGUUCAUCCCUAAUUCCGCACAACAGCCACAAUCUUCAUUCACCAUACCAACCAAAACCGACCAGCAAAAUCACGUAUUGUGGCUGCAUAUCCCCAAAGCAUGGAUCUUUAUGUGCCAAAUUUCUUGAUUCCAUUGGAAAAACGAAACCCAUUUUCAAGCCCUUUCAUAUCGACCAAAUGGCACCGAGAUUCACGCAAAGACGAAUAUUUUCAUCUUCAAAAUCAGACCCUAUUGCUUCAGAUCCUGUCAAUGUCGUUUCCACUGUGAAUUCACCAUUGGAGGGCUCCUCUCCCCUUGAUGCUGGCUCUUCAAUAAGAAAGCCCAUCAGUUUAUGGCCUGGCAUGUACCAUUCACCUGUGACAAAUGCAUUGUGGGAAGCAAGAUCAAGCAUUUUUGAGAGGCUUUCAGAUGUCCCAGAAAAUGCCCCUCGACAGAGUGAAUUGGUAACAAAGACUCCAUCAAAGAGUAGGACGAGUGUUUUGUAUAAGUUCUCUGAUGACUAUAUACUUAGGGAGCAGUAUAGGAAUCCCUGGAAUGAGAUUAGGCUGGGGAAGUUGCUUGAGGACCUUGAUGCUUUGGCUGGAACUAUAUCCUUUAAGCAUUGUUCCAGUGAAGAUAGCUCCACUAGGCCCUUAAUAUUAGUUACAGCUUCAGUGGACAAGAUGGUCCUCAGGAAGCCAAUUCCGGUCGACACUGAUCUAACAAUAGUUGGCGCUGUUACUUGGGUUGGGAGAUCAUCCAUGGAGAUUCAACUAGAAGUGAUGCAAUCCUCAAAAGCAGAAACAUCUGAUCCCUCGGAGGCAGUUGCUCUUACAGCUAACUUCACUUUUGUGGCCCGUGAUUCUAAGACUGGAAAAUCAGCUAUAAUUAACCAGAUCUCUCCAGAAACAGAAAAAGAAAAAUUGCUCUGGAAUGAAGCAGAGGAGAGGAACAAAUUGAGGAAAAAGAAGAAAGGAGAACAAAAGAAAGAAAUUAAUGAUGAGGAAGUGAAAAGGCUCAACGAAUUGCUAUCUGAGGGCCGAGUGUUUUGUGAUAUGCCAGCUUUGGCAGACAGAGAUAGCAUUCUUAUAAAGGACACUUGCCUUCAGAAUUCUUUAAUGUGCCAACCACAGCAAAGGAACAUUCAUGGAAGAAUAUUUGGGGGAUUUUUGAUGCGAAGAGCUUUUGAGCUGGCCUUUGCAACUGCUUAUUCCUUUGCUGGAAGUGCACCUUGCUUUGUUGAAGUUGAUCAUGUCGAUUUCCUAAAACCAGUUGAUGUUGGAAACUUCCUACGUUUCAAUUCUUGUGUGUUGUAUACAGAACUUGAGAAUCCAGCACAACCUAUGAUUAAUGUGGAAGUUGUUGCUCAUGUUAUGAGGCCUGAGCUUAGAUCCAGUGAGGUAUCCAACAAGUUCUACUUCACAUUCACUGUCCACUCAGAUGCACUGAAAAAUGGUCUGAAAAUUCGGAAUGUAGUUCCGGCGACUGAGGAGGAAGCACGGCGAGUGAUUGAACGUAUGGAUGCUGAGAGGUCGUAGAAUAUAAUUCUUGUUAAGAGCUGGUCAGAUUAACCGGAUAGGUUAAUGGUUUCUGCCCAGAUUUUCGUCUUUGAAAUCUUUUUAUAGUUGAUUUAGAACUAACUGAAAGCUAUUUAUUUGUGUAGAUAAAACUGAUUGGA